Messenger RNA from Phialemonium atrogriseum, 4230 nucleotides. Its product is annotated as protein MAM3. The record is from RefSeq and is a predicted model, not a curated record. The transcript is spliced from 7 exons. Bases 1 to 4230 code for a protein of 1409 amino acids. NCBI's taxonomy places the organism in Eukaryota, Fungi, Ascomycota, Sordariomycetes, Cephalothecales, Cephalothecaceae. Gene Ontology annotation, biological process: magnesium ion homeostasis; L-serine biosynthetic process. Gene Ontology annotation, molecular function: phosphoglycerate dehydrogenase activity; NAD binding.
AUGGCACCUUCGGCAAGCACCGAAGAGACGUCCGGCCCCCAGCCAACGCCGGCUUCCUCCGAAAAUCGGCCACGGAUUCUCGUCCCCGAGAAAGUCUCUGCUGACGGGCUUGCGCUGCUCAAAGACACCUGUGAUGUCGAUGUCCGUACGGGCCUCUCCGCAGACGAGCUGAUUUCCAUCAUCCCUUCCUACCAUGGGCUCAUCGUCCGCUCCGAGACCAAGGUCACUGCCACGGUGCUUGCCGCGGCCCGGAAGAUGAAGGUCGUUGCCCGCGCCGGAGUUGGGGUUGACAAUAUUGACGUGAACGCGGCCACGGCCAACGGCAUCAUCGUGGUCAAUUCGCCAAGCGGGAACAUUGUGGCCGCGGCCGAGCACACAAUCGCCCUCCUCCUGGCCACGGCCCGAAAUGUGGGCCGCGCCGACGGCACCCUCAAGGCCGGCAAGUGGGAGCGCGGCAAGCUGGUCGGAGUCGAGGUCGGCCGCAAGACGCUGGGCAUCAUCGGCCUGGGGAAGGUCGGCAUGAACGUGGCGCGCAUGGCCAUCGGCCUGGGCAUGAAGGUGGUAGCCCUCGACCCGUAUGCAAGCGCCGACAUCGCCAGUCAGGCGGGAGUGCAGCUGGUUGAGAAGAUGGGGGAUCUGUUACCUGUCGUCGACUUCCUGACGAUCCACACCCCUCUGAUCGCUAGCACGCUGAACCUCAUCGGUGAGGCCGAGUUCCAGACCAUGAAGAAGACGGCGCGGGUGCUCAACGUGGCCAGGGGUGGCGUCUAUAACGAGGAGGCACUUGUCAAGGCGCUGGACGAAGGCUGGAUUGCCGGCGCCGGCAUCGAUGUCUUCACGUCGGAGCCGCCACAGCCCGACUCGGCUGCCCAGCGCCUCGCAGCCCACCCGAAGGCGGUGGCCACACCACACCUCGGAGCGAGCACGGUUGAGGCCCAGGAGAACGUGUCGCUUGAUGUCUGCACGCAGGUGCUAGAGACGCUUUGCGGCGGCGGACUGCCGACCAGCGCGGUCAACGCGCCGCUGAUCCUGCCCGAGGAAUACCGCAAGCUGCAGCCCUUCGUCCGGCUCGUCGAACGCAUGGGCAGCCUGUACACGCAGCACUUUGUCGGCGGCAAGGGCGGCAUGAUCGGCGGGCGACGGUUCGAGCUCGUCUACCAGGGCGAGCUGGCGGGCAUCAGCAACACGCGCCCGCUGUUCGCGGCGCUGGUCAAGGGGCUGAUGUCGUCCAUCUCGGAAGCGGGCGGGCGGGACGUGAACAUUGUCAACGCGACGCUCAUCGCCAAGGAGAAGGGCAUCGCGAUCAACGAGACGCACAUCCGCGAGUCGGACGACCUCGCGUACGCGUCGCUCGUCACGCUGCGCAGCUUCGGCGGCGGCGACCAGGGCGACCAGCAGCAGGUGAUCGAGGGCUACGUCAGCGGAAAGACCAUCUACAUCUCCAAGCUGGACAAGUUCAGCGCGAGCUUCAUCCCCGAGGGCACCAUGGUCGUGCUGCACAACUACGAUGAGCCAGGCAAGAUCGGUAACGUUGGCAUGGUACUUGGCAAGUACGGCAUCAACAUCACGUUCAUGCAGGUGGCGAGUCUCGACGCCGAGGGACAGCUGGAGAAGAAUGGCCAAGCCGAGAAGGAGGCGCUCAUGAUUCUUGGCGUCGACGGCCACGUAACCGACGAGGUGUUGGAAUAUCUUGGCAAGUCGGAAGGCAUUCUAGAUGUUAGUUUGUGUACUAGCGCAGAACCAAUGGACGUUGAUCCAGAUCUCUGGGCGCCUGGAUACCUGACGUGCCUAGCAGGGGUACCCGGUAGACGAGCAAUGGCGGGGGCGAUAGCACCAACUCGGGGCAUUACUCGGGCGCGAGGCCCCAAUGCCUUCCUUACAGCUCGCCCGCUCGAGCUGGGCGUCUUUCGGAUAUUGUCCAUGUGCUUGUCGACGGUAUCUGCAGCACCCCUGUCUCUCCUGGACCAGUAUCAGCAUCCCAGCCCUGAGGACGAAGACGUGAGCAUGUGGGUGCUCUACGUGUCGUCCGUGGUUUUGGUUCUCCUCGGCGGCGCCUUCGCCGGCUUAACAAUUGCUUAUAUGGGCCAGGACGGCAUCUAUCUCCAGGUUGUCGCAAGGGACCCUAGCGAGCCACAGCAGAAGAAUGCGAAACGGGUAUACGACCUGCUGAUGAAGGGGAAGCACUGGGUCUUGGUCACACUAUUAUUGGCCAACGUUGUUGUCAAUGCGUCCCUUCCCGUUGUCCUGGACCGUUGUCUUGGGGGCGGCGUUGCUGCCGUCGUCGGCAGUACUAUUCUUAUCGUCAUCUUUGGCGAGGUCGUCCCACAAUCCGUAUGCGUACGGUACGGCCUUCAGAUCGGCGCCUUCAUGUCGAAACCCGUCCUCCUUCUCAUGUACCUCAGCGCACCCAUCGCUUGGCCCAUGGCGAAGCUCCUAGACUGGAUACUUGGAGAGGAUCAUGGAACAGUUUACAGGAAGAGCGGGCUGAAGACGCUGGUGACGCUCCACAAAAACCUCGGGGCCGUCUCGGAUCGCCUCAACCAGGACGAGGUCACCAUAAUCAGUGCCGUUUUGGAUCUCAAGGAGAAGGCGGUCGAGCAGGUCAUGACGCCCAUGGCUGACGUGUUCGUCAUGUCUGAAGACACAGUCUUGGAUGAGAAAACCACAGACAUGAUCCUCACGGCAGGAUAUUCCCGAAUACCGAUUCACGAGCCUGGCAACCCUACAAACUUUGUCGGUAUGUUGCUUGUGAAAAUACUGAUCACGUACGAUCCGGAGGACUGCAAGCUUGUCCGAGAUUUCCCCUUGGCCACCCUUCCCGAAACCCGUCCGGAAACCAGCUGCCUGGAUAUCGUGAACUUUUUCCAAGAGGGCAAGUCCCACAUGGUCCUGGUAUCGGAAUAUCCAGGGGAAGAUUACGGUGCCUUGGGCGUCGUGACGUUGGAAGACGUUAUCGAGGAGCUCAUUGGAGAGGAAAUCAUCGAUGAAUCAGAUGUAUACAUUGAUGUUCACAAGGCGAUUCGUAGACUUGCACCGGCGCCAAGAGCUCGAGUGCACAGAAGAACGUCGGAAGGGCAGGGUGGCAGCAGGGCGAACGACACUAUUCUGGUCAUUGGCCCAAGCGAUGCUACAGAUGGAGAAGACUCACCGCAGCCCGGGAGACGCGGUUCGGCUGAAGCGAGGAGCAACUCGCCCAGUUUGUCGAGCAGUCUUCGGACCACGCUGAUGCUUCGUAGGAGCUCAGCAGGGAUUGACGGUCACACUACGGUUCCGGUCCGUGCCAAUUUCGAGGAGAUGAGGCACCACUUCAAGCACCUUGGACCCUCUAAUCCUGCGACGAACCCAAAGGAAACGCGGUCGACAACAGUCAAGAUAAAGCCCGGAACGGCUAUCGGCUCAAGUCAUCUCCGCUCGACUUCUAUUCCCGGAGAGAUUCACGACGAGUUGAUGCUUCAUGGGGAUGACGAGACAACAGGCUUGCUAAUGCAUCAAGACAGCGGUAACCAUCAGCUUCUUCAGGCGUUCCGGCAAGGCUAUGGAUCCGCUAUCGUGGGCGAUAUAAAUUCGAAAAUGCCAGAGAACUACGCAUCGGAAACCGCGGUGGAGGAUGACGAAGAGUACGACGCUCCGGCCAAAUCAACAUUAGCGGAGCCAAAUGAGGACGAAAUCCAGGCCAAACAGGCAUCGGCGAAGUCGAGCCAGGCUGGUGAUCCAGAAGCCACUGGCCCCCGGUCCAGUGGCAGUGGCAGUGGCAGUGGCAGUGCCGAAAGUGCGCAUAGUAACAAGUCCGAUUCGGGCAAGGCUCUCCAGCUUGCUCCUAAGAGAUCAUGCGUCAGGAGCGGGAGCAUCACGGAGAAUAUUGUCGAGUCCCGGGGUGUCAGGAAGGUUGUACUAGAAACACAAGCUCUGAGUCCUACUGCUGAUGGCGACGAGACCAUGGCCGCGAUGGUUUCUUCAGGGUCAAUUCUCAACAUUCCCGUGGCCCCGGGCCACGAUCAAGCGACCGUUGCUGUGCCCGUCGCGGGCCAUGUAUCGGAAGGCGAGGAUGGAGGAGAGGCAGAGGCAGAGGCAGAGGCAGAGGCAGAGGCAGAGGCAGAGGCAGAGGCAGAGGCAGAGGCCGAGGCCGAGGAAGGAACCGUGGCGGCAGGGUCAUCGGCAGCCGCCGCUCAGACUAAUGCACCAGGCAAGAAGAAAAACAGGCGCAAGAAGCGAAAGGGCGGCCAUUCAUGA